ACCGUAUUUGUCGACUGAAAAUAUCUCGACACUAGGGUUUGGAGAGAGCUCAACCUAGUUCUUCUUCUCAGAUUCUGUUACAGCUUCUCCUUCUAUCUUUCCCAAUCAUCUGAGUUAUGGGCAAGUCUAGUAAAAAGGUUGACGCUGCUCCCGCUAUAGCUGUCGCCGCCAAGCCGGCUAAGAAAGGAGGCAAAAGGCAGGCUGAAGAAGUUUUGGAGAAGGUUGUUGCUUCGAAGAAGCAGAAGAAGGAAGAAGUUGUGCCACAGGUAGUUCAGAAGGAGAAAUCUAAAGUGAAGACCCAGAAGAAGAAGAAGGAGGAAACAAGUAGUUCUGAAGAUGACUCUUCCUCUGAGGAAGAACAGAAGGUUACUGUAACAAAAAAGGUUACCCCAGCUAAGCCCCCUGUGGAUGAAUCAAGCAGUGACGAAUCCUCUUCAUCUGAUGAUGAGCCUACUCCAGCAAAGAAGCAAGCACCCCUUAAAAAUGGGAAUGCUGCUGCUGCUGUGAAGAAAGGUAAAGUGGAGAGUGAGAGUUCUGAUUCUGAUUCAUCAGAAGAUGAGAAGCCUGCUACCAAGAAAGGACAAGCAGCUGCAAAAAAGGGUGCCGCUGCUGUGCCUGCCACAAAACCAAAAGUAGCUGAGAGCAGCAGCGAUGACUCUUCUGAGGAGGAUUCUGAUUCAGAUGAGGAACCUGCUGCCAAAACGGCUGUUUCUGCAAAGCAACCUGUUGUUGCAAAGAAUGGGUCUACUAAGGCUGCUUCUAAGAAAGCAAAUGCAAGUGAAAGCAGUAGCUCAGAUGACAGUGAUUCUGAUGAAGAGGAGGCUGCUCCUGCUAAAGUAGCUGCUGUCAGGACUGCGCCUGCACAAGCUGCAAAGAAAAAAGAUGCUUCAAGUGAGAGCUCUGAAGAUAGUGAUUCUGAUGAGUCAUCUGAUGAAGACGAGAAGGCUGCAGCUGCCCCAAAGAAGGGUACUGCCCCUGCUGUCCAAAAGAAAGCUGAAUCAAGUGAUAGCUCCGAGUCUGAUAGUGAUUCUGAUGAAGACAAGCCUGCUGUAGUCAAGCCAGUUGUUGCUACAAAAGCUAAAGAAUCAAAGGAUGCUAUGGAUGUUGACAAAGAUAGCAGUGAUGAAGAUGAUAGCUCUGACGAAAGUGAAGAUGAACCUGCUGAUACAAAGAGUAAGGUGACUUCUAAAAAGCAAAGCAGCAGCAGUGAAGAAGACAAUGAAAGUUCUGACGAUGAGAGUGAAGAUGAAAAGCCUGCAAAGACACCUGCGAAAAAGGAUGUUGUGAUGGCUGAUGCUCCGAAGGAGCCCAAGACACCUGUUACUCCUAAUGAGUCUGCUGAAGCUUGUACGCUCUUUGUUGGCAAUUUAUCUUUUGAUAUUGAAAGAGCUGAUGUGGAAAAUUUCUUCAAGGAUUGUGGGGAGGUCACAGAUGUUCGUUUUGCUAUGGAUGCUGAGGGAAAUUUCAGGGGGUAUGGACAUAUUGAUUUUUCUACAUCUGAGGAAGCAAAGAAGGCUCUUGAGAUGAAGAAUGGGGAGUCUUUGAAUGGUAGAGGCGUUAGACUUGAUCUUGCUCGUCCAAGGGGCGAAAGGCAAACUCCAUAUAGCGGCAAAGAUAACAACAGCUCAUUCCAGAAGGGCGGAAGAGGUCAAGGCCAGAAGGUAUUUGUUCGGGGGUUCAACACAUCACGUGAGGAGGAUGAGAUUAAGAAUUCUCUAUCUGAGCAUUUCAGCUCUUGUGGUGAAGUGACGUUUAUCAAGCUUCCAAAAGAUUAUGAAACUGGAGCCUUCAAAGGAAUGGCCUUUGUUGAGUUCUCUGAUACCGACUCUAUGAACAAAGCUUUGGAACUUGACGGGAGUGAUCUUGGAGGUGACUAUUUGACUGUGCAGGAGGCCAAACCUAAACCAGAUGGUGAUGGCUUCAGUGGUGGUGGUAGAGGCUAUGGAAGCGGAGGUGGUGGUAGGAGCUUUGGUGGCGGCCGAGGUGGAAGAGGAUUUGGUGGUGGACGAGGUGGUGGAAGGGACUUCGGUGGUAGAAGUGGUGGAAGAGAUUCAGGUGGCCGUUUUGGUGGUCGACGUGGUGGUGGGAGAGGUGGUGACAGAGGACGUGGAAGGUCCAGUUUUACUCCUUCAGGUAAGAAGACUACCUUCAAUGAUGAUGAAUAGACCAGUUAAACCCGGAAGAGAAGGAAGCUACCAUGGCCCAUGGGUGUUUUUACCCAUCCUCGAUAGGAAGAAUUAUCAGUAUUGCUCGUGGCAGAGUAUAAAAUUUUGUUUCCGUAUGCACAACAAUGCUUUUGUUUUAGUUUUUGGGUUUGUGAACUCUUGAGAUCGUUGUUGUUACCUUAUAUAGUUCGUUCAAAUAUUUAUGUUAAUGACGCUUGAUAUGUUUUUUUCCAUUCUAGUUUUCAGAUGGCAAUAUCAGGCGUCUCUAAACAGAAUAUUUAGAGGUCGUUUGUUUGCUUGUAGGAUUUAAAUUGUUUGUAGGAUUUAAAAAAAAAUAAAGGAUUUAGAUAAAAUCUUGGAUUUGAAAAAAUGAAGGAUUUAGAUAAAUUUGGUUUAGGCAUUGCAACUACAUACCCAUAUAUUAUGCAAACCAAUGUAAUGGAUUGUAAUAGUCCAUCAUUAUUAUAUGUAAACUCGGCCAAUCAAGGUACUCCCAAGUCCUACUUAAUUCUCUCUUUUGUUCUGUUAAGUUGCAUCUUAUUUCGCAUGUUGCAAAUUUGGGAUUCAUGGGUGGCUAUCUUACAAUACCAAUAGCAAUUUGAUUGAUUUUACUUUUCUCCACUACUCUGUAACUCCUUAGUUUUCACCAUCCAUCAUCAUACAGUUGUAUAAUUUUUCCAACCCCAAAUGCAUUAAUUCCCACCGCAUCAUUUUACCUUCACCCUAAGUUGCUUUUCAAAUUAUGUUGGCCUUUUUGCUGCAGAAUAGGUGCAUGACUCAAAUAUGUAUAUUUGUUACCUCUUCUUUCCUCUAAUUUGAGAUUUAGUGGCACAAGGCUAUGAAACGUCUCAUGAUGUUAUUAGUAGUAUUACAAACCGUAUGACAUAAUUACAAAGCUAUGUAAUUCAUCACGAUCAUAGUAAAAUUACCUCUCAAGUUCAAGUAAUUUCAGAAGGAGACCUUGCUGUGUUUGGUUAAGAGCUUUGCACCUAGAAGGUAGACAGAUGGUUGAAUUAUUCGUAAUUGGGUACUAAGCAAUAAAAUUUGUACCUAGCUUCGGAUGGUACCUCCUAUUAAUGGAGGGCCUAGCUAUUUAGAUAACAAAUAUACUAACAAUAUGCAUAUUCAUAUAAAAAAGAAGCCAAUAUCAAACGACACAAAACCAAAGGUGAAAUGAAAAAAAUAACCUGUCAAAUAUUAUAACCAUUAGAGGUGACAAUUGGAUCGGAUUCGUGGAUUGGAUUGAUGGAUCCAUGGAUCAAAUGGAUUGGAUCCAAUGGAUUGGUGGAUUGAUCCAUGAAUCCAAAUGAGAUCAAAGGCUUGGACCAAAAUGUAAAAUUUGUAAAGUUUUGGUACUAAAAUAUCAUCAUGAAAAAUUUUGGGUACCAAAAUGUAAUUUUUCAAUGAUAUUUUUCGUAUAAAAAUAUAAAUUUUUGGUGCCAAAAUGUAAAAUAUAAAAAAUAUAGGUAUCAAAUCGUAAUUUGCCAUUUCGAUCCAUGGAUUGAUCCAUGAAUCUACCAAUCCAAUUGGAUUUGGAUCAAAUGGAUUGGAUUAGGUGGGAUAAUUUGGUGGAUGGAUUGGAUUGGAUUCAUGGAUUUGGAUUCUAAUUGCCACCUCUAAUAACCAUCAAUCCCGGUCAAAGGUCGGGUCCAAAGCUAGUAGAUAAUAAAGACAAAAUAGGAAU
Linum trigynum is the source of this 3849-nucleotide messenger RNA. The record is from the annotation of a GenBank genome assembly. NCBI's taxonomy places the organism in Eukaryota, Viridiplantae, Streptophyta, Magnoliopsida, Malpighiales, Linaceae.